Messenger RNA from Penicillium soppii, 2073 nucleotides. RefSeq names its product fungal specific transcription factor domain-containing protein. The transcript has 4 exons. Gene Ontology annotation, biological process: DNA-templated transcription. Bases 1 to 2073 code for a protein of 690 amino acids. Gene Ontology annotation, molecular function: DNA binding; zinc ion binding. The record is from RefSeq and is a predicted model, not a curated record. NCBI's taxonomy places the organism in Eukaryota, Fungi, Ascomycota, Eurotiomycetes, Eurotiales, Aspergillaceae.
AUGACUAACGCGGGACAAAAGCGGGUUCUCCCGCCUUGUGCAUCAACAUCUGUUGUUUACCAAGGCCAACUAUUUGAUCAUAUUCAAUUUGCAAAGAAUCAUCCAUGGAUAAACCCCGCAAACGCGCUUCAUUGGCAUGUAACUAUUGUCGGAGGCGGUGAGUUUCCUUGCUACUUAAUCGUUUCCUAUAUUGAUGCACGACCAGGAAACGGCGCUGCAACGGCGUGUUCCCCUCUUGUGGUCUCUGUGAAGAUUCAGGUAUUGAAUGUGUUUAUAAUGAAGUCGAUUCUUCAAGGAGAGAGUUUCUCCUCUGAGUUCUUCCGACGUCUCGAUACAAUUGAGAACUUUCUAUGGAGCAACCCAAGGCUUCCCCCAACUCCUCAAACGGGUGAAACCAGAAAUGGGGGAUUUUCAUUCCCACCGACGUCCUCAGAACAUGAAAGGACGGACUUUUCCCAGCCUUCAGCUAUGUUGAUUUCUUCUCCGUCAAGGUCCAAUCCAGCGGAUGUUUCUCAGCUUAUUAGUACUAAUUCGCCGUCAUUCAUGCCGCCCGAGCACGAUAUCCCACCCAUGAGCAUUCCUAUUGGCCACACCACCACAACAGAAUAUAUGUUACAUAUGAGCAAAGUGAAGACACUCUUCGGAGAAUUUCCGCCAGACUUGUUUAUACGCGCCGAGUCAAGAAGACAUAUGCCUCACCAAUUAUCCUUUGUCCCGGGCACAAUUAAUGCGAAUCAACUACCUGUACUCGAUGGAGCCAGCACCUAUCCACUGGUGGAGGCAUACUUCAAACAUGUUCAUGCUGAAAUGCCAAUCCUUGAAAAAGACCAAUUCUUGGCUCUGUAUGAUCACCAUGCUAGAUCGGGACUAAAGGUUGACUGUGACUCUGCUUUAUGUCUUGCAGUGCUUGCAUUGGGUUCUGCGGCACUUGAGCAGGUUGAUCCGACAAAGUCUAGCUCUCCAUACUGGGUGCCUGGAGCGGAUUACAUCUCGCCUGCAUUACAAAUAUUGAUGAACGAAUACUUGCUGUCUUUUUGUCCAACAAUCACUCUUCCUCAGAGCUUGAUAUUAAUUUCCAAAUAUUUUGGAUUCCUCUUACGACCAUUGCAAUCGUGGAAGUUGAUUCACAUGGCCUCUACUAGCAUCCAAUAUCUGAAUAGCCGAAGUCAAGCUUCACCAGACAACCACGGACUGAAGUCUAGUAUAAUUCUUUUAUCUUGGGCGGCGUUUGAUACUGAAUGGUCAGUUUGUCAAAAUCUAUCACGAUAUAUGAUAACUAUUGACACUUCAUGUAGCGACUUGAUUGCUGAACAUCACUUACCACGAAGCGGUAUCGAACAUGUGAUUGACCUGACCCCUUUCCCGACCUUCGCAGAUCACGAAUCCCAAGAGACAAAUCUCUUCCUUGCAGAACUGUCCGUACGCCGUCUGCUGAAUCGCGUACAUCACACCAUGUAUGGAAGCGACUGGACAAGGCGCAGCCUCGGUCUUCAGCCGGCUUCGAGUGAUAGUCCCUCAUAUGACUUCCAGUCACUCUCUAACAUUUUAAGUGUGUCUCAAGAGCUUGACCGACAGCUCAAUAAUUGGUUUGACUUGCUUCCGCGAACGAUUAAGCCAGAUUUAAAUGAUCCAUCUCGGUCUACUGGCCUUCAGAUCAAUAUGCUUCAUCGUUUUCAUUCAGCCAAAGAUAUCAUAACGAGACCAUUCCUUCUCCGUGCGAUUGAUUCGUCGCCUGAGAACGAGGUCCCACCUAUGGUUCUCAAACAGUGUGAGGCUAGUAUAGCGAAUUGCCGCGCAUAUUUGAAUGCUUCAACACGCAGACUGAUGAGCCCAUCGACUUGCGCAGAGAUUAUCAUUCACACGAUGUUUUCUUCCAUUACUCUCUUGACUUUGAGCUCGGUCUGUCCUACUCUGGCACACUUGGUUCCAGAUAUUGAUACCAUGCAAAAGAAAACGAUUGCCGCCAUCGAACGAUUUGCCGUGGUCGAGUCUUCGAUAGAGGAAGUUCAUGGAAUCAUUCUUCUAUUACACAGCAAGACUCGACUCUUGAGACGGGGUAUGAAGCACUCAUGA